This is a messenger RNA of Gekko japonicus, 1717 nucleotides long. It is a transcript of the gene LEKR1, whose product is annotated as leucine, glutamate and lysine rich 1. Lineage: Eukaryota; Metazoa; Chordata; Lepidosauria; Squamata; Gekkonidae. The transcript has 11 exons. The record is from RefSeq and is a predicted model, not a curated record. The coding region runs from base 38 to 1717 and encodes 559 amino acids.
UGUUCCUGUGCAUCCAUUACCGGAGGAAUUACAGAAGAUGUCUCGGGAUGAGACGGUGUGUAAAUACUGUGGAGUUAGCUAUUUGAUCCUUCAUGAGUUCAAAAUGCUAGAAGAGAAAGUCAAAGCGAUGGAAGAGAAGGUGAAGUUUUAUGAGGGAAGUGUGGAACGGGAGAACCAGCUUCAAGAAAAGCUACAGCGCCUAAGUCAAGAUUUUGACCAGUGCACAGCAGCCAGUGAAUCAAAAACAGAAAGAGGAGAGUUAAAGGGUAUUAAAGCAGACCUGCUUGGCAGUCUCCACGAAUGGACCACACUCAAAGGACAGACUUCUUUACAAAUCAAAAACGUGAAUAAGACAGCAUUGGCUGAAAUAUCCAGUUUGAACGAAAGUUUAGCCGAAUGCCAGAGAGAAAACGUACUCCUCCAGGAGGAGGUGAAGCAGUUACGGUUGAUGUCAGGGGUGGCUGAAGCAGAAAUCAAGCGGCUUCAAGCUUCUGUGCUGCGAGAGGGUGAAUUACAAAACAGAUGUCAUGAACUGCAAAAAAAAACACAAGAUUUAACAAGUCAAGUAGAGGCAACGGAACGCAACUUCCAGAAAGCGGCUGCCGAAAUGGGCUAUUAUAAAGAGCUAUUCACAUUUACUAAUACUCUGAAAGAGCAAGAGCAGUCCUUGCUUGCCUGCCAAAAAGUAUGCAAACGUUUACAGGAAGAAGUGAUUGAGAAAGAAAGGGAAGAAGAAGGCCUGAGAAAAAGAACCAGCCGCUUGGAGAGUGAACUGGAAACAAUUAAGAAUCAUCUCAGGCAGCGAGAGGAAGAAGUGGUAAUGCUUAAGCAAGAAAGGGAGUCCCAUCAGAACAGAAUGAAGCAGCUACAGGAAACAUUAAGACAGAAGGUGAUGAAGGAAAAGAACUGGCAGAAAAAGAUUGAAGCUGAUCGAGAAAAAGAACAAGCCCAUCACCAGGAAGAGCUUCUGAGAAUCAAGGAAGAGGCUAGAAUGGAAUUAGACAUCGAGAAACAAAAGCAUCAGGAAUUGAUAGAAAAAUAUCAGAGAGAUCAGGAUGAGCUGCUACAAAAAAAGAUACCUUCAUUAGUGCGCAGUGCUGUGAACAGCCUGAAAAUGGAAAUGGACACCCUUGGAAAGGAACUCCAUGAAGCCCAGACCAAACUCUCAGAGAACAGUGAGGCAGAAGAGCGGCGAAGCCUUGAAAAGCGGGUAGCAGACCUUGAGACCCAGCUGUCAGAAGAGCAGAGUACCCGUCAUGCAAUCACAGAAAACAUGGCGGAGGAAAUAAAAAAGAAGUCCUAUGAGCUGGAGAAACUGACCCAGGAGCAGAUGCAGUUGAUCCAGAAUUUGAAUCGAGUUCAAGAAGAGAAUGCUCUUCUCCAGGACACGGUGCGCAGGGAGUGUGAGGAACGCUAUGAGCUCACUGAAGCUUUGACCCAGGCCAGAGAACGAGUAAUGGAGCUAAAGAAGCUCAGUGGAAAUUUCCCAUCGGCACAGUCUUCUCUCAGUCAGGGCAACCUCACCUCCUCCGCUGGCUUGGUCAGUGGUCAUGGUCAGAAAAGCUCAAAUCGUGGGAAAGGAAGAACGCCCCCGGGAUUCUGCAGCAUUUCAAGAGCUACUAAACUGCCGUCCUGCACCAUCGAAAGAGCGUCUUCUCUAGAUGAAUCCAGGAGGAGGAUCGCAGCAGCUAUAACAAGACAGCUGAGUCAGCAGUGA